AUUUUGAUCUUGGCACCUACAAGAGAAAUUGCUGUACAGAUACAUUCCGUUAUCACGGCCAUUGGAAUAAAAAUGGAAGGCUUGGAGUGUCAUGUCUUUAUUGGAGGGACUCCUUUACCUCAAGACAAAACCAGACUUAAAAAAUGUCAUAUUGCCGUUGGAUCUCCUGGCAGAAUUAAACAACUGAUAGAACUUGACUACUUGAACCCAGGCAGUGUACGUCUCUUUAUUCUGGAUGAAGCGGAUAAGCUUUUAGAAGAAGGCAGCUUCCAGGAGCAAAUAAAUUGGAUUUAUUCUUCCUUGCCGGCCAGUAAGCAGAUGGUGGCAGUGUCAGCGACUUACCCAGAAUGUUUGGCUAACGCUUUGGCCAAGUACAUGAGAGACCCCACUUUUGUAAGACUCAGUUCCACUGACCCAAGUCUCCUCGGUUUGAAGCAGUAUUACAAAGUUGUCAAUUUGUACCCUUUGGCCCAUAAGAUUUUUGAAGAAAAGGCUCAGCAUUUACAGGAACUGUUCAGCAGAAUUCCGUUUAAUCAAGCCUUAGUCUUUUCUAAUUUACACAGCAGAGCACAGCAUUUGGCUGAUAUCCUUACUUCUAAAGGCUUUCCCGCGGAGUGCAUUUCGGGCAACAUGAAUCAGAAUCAGCGUCUCGAUGCUAUGGCUAAACUGAAGCAGUUUCAUUGCAGAGUCCUCAUCUCCACAGAUCUGACUUCCCGUGGGAUUGAUGCCGAGAAGGUGAAUCUGGUUGUAAAUCUGGACGUGCCACUGGACUGGGAGACAUACAUGCAUCGGAUUGGCAGGGCUGGCCGUUUUGGUACUUUGGGAUUGGCAGUGACCUACUGUUGCCGGGGAGAAGAAGAAAAUACGAUGAUGAAAAUUGCCCAGAAAUGUAAUAUCAACCUUCUGCCUUUACCAGAUCCCAUUCCUCCUGGUCUGAUGGAAGAAUGUUUGGAUUGGGAUGUGGAGGUUAAAGCUGCUGUGCAUACAAAUGGCUUAGCAAGUAUACCCAGCCAGCCCCUAAGAAAGCAAAUGCAGAAAAUAGAGAGAACCUCUCAAACUCAGAAAGCUCAUGGUAACCACAUGGCUUCUUGUAGAAAUACUUCUGUAUCUACACUGUCAGUCAAAUCCAAAAACACCACCAAACAGAAGCUCCCUGUGAAAAGCCACUCGGAGUGUGGAAUCCUUGAAAAAGCAGAAUCGCCCAAAGCAUCGGGCCGGGCCGUGCAGUCGGAGGAGCAAGAGCAGCAUUCUGCUGAGACCCCUGCAGAAAGCGCCCACAGUCAGCACCAGGCCAGAGCAGACUCCCCUGUGUUGCUCCCCCAGAUUCCUUGUCUGUCUUCCUUUAAAACCCAUCCGCCGUGCGCUUUGACUUUUGCAGAAUUGUCGGAGGAUUAUGAGCACUAUAUCAAGGAGGGGCUGGAGAAGCCUGUGGAGAUCAUCAGGCACUACACGGGUCCUGGGGAUCGGGCUGGGAACCCGCACAAUGGUUUUGUGAGGAAUGGAAUUGCUGAAGAGAGAGUGCGGGUGUUGGCAAGUAGUAGUCAGUCUGGAGACUCUGAGAGCGACAGUGAUUCUUUCAGCUCAAGGACUUCGUCCCAGAGCAAAGGAAAUAAGUCACAUGUGGAAGGCUCUUCUGACAUUCAGCUGAAGGACUUGGCAUCGACCCCUGUGGCUGGCCAUACCUCUUUGGAACAACCUCUGAAUGGAAAUGACACCCCGAAUCUGGUAGAGUGUCAGGAAUCACCUGAAACCCAAACAAAGGCAAGGCAUAAAGAGGGGGCUAGCCAGAGCGCUAAGCAGAGCCGCAGGAACCCUCGGCGCUCCUGUCGGCCGCAGACAGAGCCCCAGGAAAAUGAGUGGUCUGACCGCCAGAGGGACGCCCAGGCGGGUCUUUCGGGUACCUACCAGGACUACGAGGAGUACUGGAGAGCUUACUACAGGGCCUGGCACGAGUACUAUUCUGCUGCUUCGCAGUCCUACUACUGGAAUGCUCAGAGGCAUCCAGGGUGGAUGGCGGCCUAUCACAUGAAUACCAUUUACUUACAAGAAAUGAUGCGAGGCAGCCAGUGAUGACGGCCAUACCUCAGACCACCCGAAGCAUCAACAAGUGAUACCUUUGAGUAGCCAUCCUCUGUGACCUAUUGUAGAGUGGCCUAUAGUGGCAUUUUUGAGGAGCUUGAAAAGUCUUAAGUCUUCUGGGAUACCUUCAUUUUUCAGAUUGUUUGACCUACUAGGUAUAUUAUCUUAUUUUAAGAAAUUUAAUGGGCCGUAUUCUUGAAAUAUUUGGGGACAAAGAGCUAAAAGGUCCCAGGUGCCAUUUUCUAUAAGCCAUUCCAAAAAGAAACAUUUGAAAAGACUGCUAUACCACUGCUUACUUAAGAAAAUAAAAAGUUGAGGUUUGAAAACGGUCAGUUUAUGCUGCGGAGUUCUUUACAAAAGGCUUGGGCUGCACUUCCAUAGAGGUAUGUACGUUCUUAUAGAAAUUUGUAAGUGAUAGGUCAGAAAAUCCCCUUUCUUUUAGGUUUAGGCAGGAAGGAGUAAACAUUGCUUCCGACUUUCCCAAUAGUACUUGAUUUGAUGCUCUUUGCUUCCAGUAAACUUAUUUGUGACAGUAAAAAUACAAACUUAGCCGACUU
Messenger RNA from Myotis lucifugus (little brown bat), 2636 nucleotides. It is a transcript of the gene DDX20, whose product is annotated as DEAD-box helicase 20. The coding region runs from base 73 to 2070 and encodes 665 amino acids. NCBI's taxonomy places the organism in Eukaryota, Metazoa, Chordata, Mammalia, Chiroptera, Vespertilionidae. Gene Ontology annotation, biological process: spliceosomal snRNP assembly. The record is from RefSeq and is a predicted model, not a curated record. Gene Ontology annotation, cellular component: SMN complex. Gene Ontology annotation, molecular function: ATP binding; RNA binding; RNA helicase activity. The transcript is spliced from 9 exons.